Molecule: messenger RNA, 1824 nt
Organism: Nicotiana tabacum (common tobacco)
Lineage: Eukaryota; Viridiplantae; Streptophyta; Magnoliopsida; Solanales; Solanaceae
Product: 26S proteasome non-ATPase regulatory subunit 12 homolog A-like
Cellular component (GO): proteasome regulatory particle, lid subcomplex; cytoplasm
Source: RefSeq, a predicted model, not a curated record
UCCCACAAGAAAACUGGAAUAAAGAAGGAAAAAAAAAACAGAAAACAGAAAAUAAGUGUAAAAAGACUCAAAAAGUAAAAAUUAGAAGUCUUCAAACACUCCUCUCUCUAUUUCGUUCUGUCUCUCUCUUCUAGGGUUUCAGAAUCGAUCUCAAUCGAACUCCAAAAAACUCAAAAAUUCAAUAUGGAAGGUGAUGGGAAAUUGGAGGCCCAAAUAGAAGCGCUUUUGAACGUAGAGAAGCAGAUGAGGCAAGCUGGAGAUGUUGCCGGAACUAGAAAAGCGGCUACCGAUAUUCUUCAUCUUUGCUUCGAAGCUCGUGCUUGGAAUACUUUAAAUGAACAGAUUGUUCUCUUGUCUAAGCGCCGUGGUCAAUUGAAACAGGCUGUACAGGCCAUGGUCCAACAAGCAAUGCAGUAUAUUGACCAGACACCAGAUCUUGACACUAAGAUAGAGCUCAUCAAGACGCUUAACAAUGUGUCUGCCGGAAAGAUAUAUGUCGAAAUUGAGAGAGCUCGCUUGAUUAAGAAACUCGCCAAGAUUAACGAAGAACAAGGAAAAAUAGCCGAGGCUGCUGAUUUGAUGCAAGAAGUUGCGGUUGAAACUUUUGGGGCGAUGGCAAAAACUGAGAAGAUAGCCUUCAUUCUUGAACAAGUUCGUCUAUGCUUAGAUCGUCAAGAUUAUGUUCGUGCUCAAAUACUCUCAAGAAAGAUCAAUCCCAGAGUGUUUGAAGCUGAUCCCUCUAAGGAAAAGAAGAAACCAAAGGAGGGUGAAAAUGUGGUUGAGGAGCCUGCUGCAGAUAUUCCAUCACUAUUAGAGUUGAAGCAAAUCUACUAUCAAUUAAUGAUUAGGUAUUACUCACAUAGCAACGAUUACCUUGAAAUAUGUCGUUGUUAUAAGGCUAUAUAUGAGAUCCCUUCUGUGAAAGAAGACCCAGCACAGUGGAUACCGGUUCUGAGGAAAAUUUGCUGGUAUUUGGUAUUAUCUCCCCAUGAUCCUAUGCAAUCAAGUCUUCAUAACUCAACUUUGGAGGACAAGAAUCUUUCAGAAAUCCCUCAUUUCAGGCUGCUUUUGAAGCAAUUGAUUACCAUGGAGGUCAUUCAAUGGACUGCUUUAUGGAAUACUUUCAAGGAUGAGUUUGAAAAUGAAAAGAAUAUGCCUGGUGGCACUUUGGGUGACAAGGCUGCCGAAGAUCUCAGACUGAGAGUUAUAGAGCAUAACAUCCUUGUCGUCUCAAAAUACUACUCGAGAAUAACUUUGAAGAGACUGGCAGAUUUAUUGUGCCUCAGUAUCCAGGAAACCGAGAAGCAUCUAUCUGAAAUGGUUGUAUCAAAAGCAUUGGUUGCUAAGAUUGACAGACCUAUGGGUGUAGUCUGUUUCCAACCGGCAAAAGACAGCAAUGACAUCUUGAAUUCAUGGGCUUUUAAUUUGGAGAAGCUGCUUGACCUUGUAGAGAAGAGUUGCCACCAAAUCCACAAAGAAACAAUGGUACACAAAGCUGCAUUAAAGGCUUGAAAGACUAAUCAGACUCUACAGUCUGGGUUGCUCUAUUUUAAGGACUAGCAGCAGGAACAAAAACUUGCAAUCAACCUUGCCCCCUGCUAUCAUGAUCUGCCUGCUUGCUUUUCUCGGUGUCAGGGCUUCGACUUUCUUCCCCCAUUUACCCUUUUGUAUCUUUAGCAAUGUUUUCUCUGCAUGAUUUAUUCAUUGAGAUCAACAAAAUUCAGGUUUGAUGCUAAAAGAUCUCAAGUUCUUUAAUGUUUAUUUACUCUGUUAUUUAUCACAUUCAGAGGACCGGAGAAAGAGAGCCAUGGUUUUAUUUGAAAA